Molecule: messenger RNA, 1428 nt
Organism: Spodoptera frugiperda (fall armyworm)
Lineage: Eukaryota; Metazoa; Arthropoda; Insecta; Lepidoptera; Noctuidae
Product: cysteine-rich venom protein DIS2
Exons: 6
Coding region: 423-1223 (266 amino acids)
Cellular component (GO): extracellular region
Source: RefSeq, a predicted model, not a curated record
CAAUAACUUACUGUAUGUAAUUAGUGUUUAAACUUAAUUACAUCUAAAUAUUUAAUCAAAAGAACACUGUUGAACAUAUUCUGCAAUCGUGCAUGCCUUGUCAGUUGUUUUUUGUAUUAAGUAGCUGCGAAACAUUUAUCAAGGAUCGUUUUGUAGUGGUUCGCGUGUUUAGUAUGGAGGAGAAGUCUGUUGCUUAUUUCAAUUGAAGCGUUCGCGACGCGCGGCUGUGAUUGGCGCCCGUCUAUUAAAUCAUCAAAAUUCUUAAGGCACCGCAAUCAAUAAACCCAUUUGGUCGUGAGGAUGGUUUCUGUGAUAUUUGUUCAAACAACCGCUCUUUUGUGAUCAACCGCUACAGUGUGAUGUAGGACGAAUCUGAAUUUAAGAAAUUUUCCUACUAACUGCGGUUUUUAACUUCCAAAAUCAUGUUCGUUCGGGGCGCUCUAUUGGUUCAACUUUUGUUCCUAUUAAAUGUAAUAGUCGAACUAGACACAGCUAGACCUUGGGGUAACAAACAAUUGUUUCCUCCACAUUUAAUACCAGAUAAUGCAUUACAUCCUCGAAGGUCGGUGGUGCGAAGGAAAAUAGUUCUUUAUCACAAUUUCUUCCGUACUAAAGUACGGCCCAGUGCCGCUAACAUGCUGCUAAUGACCUGGCACGCCGGAGCAGCGCGACAAGCACAGGAAUACGCAGAAAAAUGCUUGUUCUUAAAACACAAUGACGUCAGAGAAAACCAAGUCCCACAUCUCGGUACUUGCGGCCAGAAUCUGUUCGUAGCCGCACAGAAAACCCCGUGGUUCUUCGCAAUUAAGACAUGGUACCUGGAAUACCAGAAUUUCACCUAUGGCAAUCCUGUUUACAACCUGAAGACCAUCGGGCAUUACACACAGAUGGUGUGGGCCACCAGUCACAAGGUGGGCUGUGGCGUGGCUCACUGCAGAGGUGGACCAUGGGGACAGUUCUAUAAUUACGUGUGCCAUUACUGUCCAGGUGGCAACUACCACAGCAUAACGCAGUACCCUUACAAGAUUGGAGAGCCGUGUGAAGAGUGUCCCAACCACUGCUUAUCAGGAUCCUUAUGCACCAACGCUUGCCACAAGAUGGACUACUACUCCAACUGCCCAGAGCUGGUGUCCCUCACAAAUGAAGUCUGCCAACGAGGCGUUUGCAACGCCACCUGUAACUGUGCUCAAGAUAAAAUACACAGAAACUAUCCUUGGACAUAAAAAACCUCUUUUUAAUUUCCUCAACAUCAUCAAAGACGUGCCUUCAAUGUCAUACAGUGACGCACACAUCCAAAAUUCUUUACUUAGUACAUAAUACGUUUGUGUACAUGUGUGCAUAUUAGUUUUAAUUCACUGCCAGUGUUUUGACACAAGACAAUUAGUUUAAUCGUACAAAUAUUGUUUGUAAAUAAAUAUAUAAAUUAUG